Chara braunii is the source of this 1139-nucleotide messenger RNA. The record is from the annotation of a GenBank genome assembly. NCBI's taxonomy places the organism in Eukaryota, Viridiplantae, Streptophyta, Charophyceae, Charales, Characeae.
CCGUGGCAAUGACCUGGCCCCUGGGGUGCGCUGCAACCGCCAUUGCUGCCGGCUGUGCAAACCGCUCCGCAUCCGUCCGCUAUACCUGUUCCUACUCUUACCCCUCCCCCUCCACCCCCACCUCCACCUCCCUCGCAUGCGUCUAACCCGCCUGCGCAGCAUCACUCGAACGCCCAACAUGGGCAGUCUGGGCACGGAGGGAACCCCGCCGGUAGUGGGAAAGGGCCGGCUGCCAAUGUUUUUCCGGGUCCCGACAAUCGCGCUUACUUUACCAAAGAGUAUAUGGACAUUCUGGAGAAUAUCAAGAUGAAUAAAGCUCUGGAAGAAGCGAAGAAGAAAAUUGCUGCUCCGCGACAACGCGGUUUGAAGAUUGUGGAGAUCCUGGAAGAAUCCAGUCGCUCCGGUUCCAGAUCACCAGACAAGACCGAAGAAAUGAAGGCAUGGGUUUCGUCAACCCUCGACGACUCGCUCAGGUUGAUCACCGCGAAGUUGGAGGAAGUUGACAAGAAGGCCAACAUUACUGCUGCCGAGAAAGCAGAACUGGAGUUGCGGCGGAAAGCUAAGGCCGCUGAGUGUGAGGCAAAUGAGAACAAAGAAGGGAACAAGUCCCGGAAAGACGCGUCUAGCAGUGAAAAGAGGAAGAGAGCGGGGGUGCGCACCCCGCUGGAGAACUCACCAUCUGCUGCGCGUGCGAAGCCCCGGUCGCGUGGAAGCUCGACGUCUCGACCGAAGAGGAUCAAAAUUUCAUCCGAUGAUGAGGUCGGGGGUACUGUGAAACAGAAUCUUCACGCGAAGAUGGAGAACAACAGCGAAUUGGCCGAUAUUAAGCGGAUGCUGGCCGCGAUGAUGCAAGGGAUCGACGACGCCAAGGGUAAGGCAAAAGUAGUUGAGCCGACCUCCCGGGAACCCGUGGCCACCGAAACGGAGACCGUGGCGAACGAUGACGUCGACCUGGCUCAGAAUUCCUCGCUUGCCGAAGAAGAAGAAGAAGAAGACGAAGGGGGCCUUGCCGCGUAUAUGAAGGUUCGAAGGGAGUACUAUAGCUCGUUGCAGUGCACUAGAGUGCAAGAGUUAUUUAAGGAAAAGGGAAUCUAGUACUUUCGCAAAAAUAUGCGGGUUUGGGAACUGGCCAGGCGCGA